AUGGGUCCAGAUAAGUUCCAUGGGGUGAUUACUGAGCCACAGCCAGAUAAGUUCCAUGGGUUGAUUACUGAGCCACAGCCAGAUAAGUUCCAUGGGUUGACAUGGUCUGAUAAACUCCAUGGGUUGAUUACUGAGCCACAUCACAAGUUCCGUGGGUUGAUUACUGAGCCACAGCCAGAUAAGCUCCAUGGGUUGAUUACUGAGCCACAGCCAGAUAAGCUCCAUGGGUUGAUUACUGAGCUACAGCCAGAUGAGCUCCAUGGGUUGAUUACUGAGCCACAGCCAGAUAAGUUCCAUGGGUUGAUUACUGAGCCACAGCCUGAUAAGCUCAAUGGGUUAAUUACUGAAGCACGACCUGUUAAGCUCCAUGGCUUGAUUACUAAAGCAUGGCCUGAUAAGCUCCAUGGGUUGAUAACUGAGCCACAUCACAAGUUCCAUGGGUUGAUUACUGAGCCACAGCCUGAUAAGCUCCAUGGGUUGAUUACUGAGCACGACCUGAUAGGCGUCAUGGGUAGAUAA
Messenger RNA from Mercenaria mercenaria, 519 nucleotides. Its product is annotated as KH domain-containing protein 3-like. The transcript is spliced from 2 exons. Gene Ontology annotation, biological process: tachykinin receptor signaling pathway. The record is from RefSeq and is a predicted model, not a curated record. Lineage: Eukaryota; Metazoa; Mollusca; Bivalvia; Venerida; Veneridae. Bases 1 to 519 code for a protein of 172 amino acids.